CUUGACCACCAGCCGUUUUGAGCAUGUUACGAACGAACACUCAAACUAUCAACAUGCAGCAAGGAAUUCUCAUUGUCGCAGUGCUGCUGGCCUGCCUGGCGGCCAGCUGCAGCUCCACUGCCCCUCCCAUGUCCACGAUGAACGGCCACUCACGGAUGCUGCAGCUGAUGAGCUCCACCUCGCAGCAGCAGAAGGACAACCCGACCCGUUCCAUUGGCUGUUUCCAGUACUACGGCGAGCAGUUCGACAAACAUCUGAAGCAGUACGAGUACGAGUACGGCCGGUGCCAGCAGCAGGCCAGCGAGCAGAACGCCGACCUGUCUGAGAAGUACAAUUAUAUUGUCUACAGAAUAGGCAACGAAACGCUCGACAACUGCAAGGCUCUUACGGCCUGCACUUACCAAGCGAACGCUCUCGAUUCCCUCAACUGCUACUCCGCACAGGGCUCUGAGGCUUCGAGGAAUUCGUACAACCUUUCCUCCACCGCUUCGCAGUACUCUGCUGACCUCACGCGGGCUCAGCAGCAGGUGACGUUCAGUGAGCAGGAAUGCUCGAACAGCUCAACGCGUCGCUACGAGGCCAGGGUCGAUCAGAGCUACAUCGAUCUGCAGAGCUGCCUGUCGGGUGCUAUCCCAGUGCCAGAACCAAGCACAACCCAAGUUCCGACAACAACUACAGCCCAAGUUCCGACAACCGGCGCUCCAACCACAGCCACAACACUGGAGUCAACUCCGGACGAUACUUUUGUGAGUACUUGGAGCGACAGUGUGCCACCAUCUAGCACCGGCAAGAAGCAUGGAUUGGCAUCGAAAAUCGGCGGACUUAUCCAUCAUAUUGUCUAGGUUGUAAAUAAACGAAAGAAAUGCAUUUGAAAACCA
Molecule: messenger RNA, 878 nt
Organism: Drosophila guanche
Lineage: Eukaryota; Metazoa; Arthropoda; Insecta; Diptera; Drosophilidae
Product: protein TsetseEP
Exons: 2
Coding region: 24-842 (272 amino acids)
Source: RefSeq, a predicted model, not a curated record